CGCGGCUUCGCUGGUAAAACGUCAAAAUCGCUCUUUUCCAGCUAGUUGCUUUCAUUUUUCGCGACGUGUUGCGGUUCACGGUGUCUGCGAAUUUCCCCAAAAAUCAGCUGCAAAAUGCAAGGACCAGCGGUAUUUAUCGACGCCGAGAUCGACGAUCAGGCACAAGAGCUGCGGAAGUUCUUCAAAUCUCUGGGUGCUGAAAUUAGUGAGGAGAAGUCCUCCAAGGGAAUCGAAGAUGACCUGCACAAGAUCAUCGGAGUGUGUGACGUGUGCUUCAAGGAUGGCACACAGCAUACGCUCGAGGAAAUCGAUGCCGUUCUCAACAGUGUCGUUUCGAUUAUCGUGUCAAUUCCGCUGGAGCGGGGCGAGAAUCUGAUCCUUGCUUUCUGCGAGAAGAUGACCAGAGCUCCGGAUAGCAAUCUGGCUAGAGUUUGUCUGCAGUCCUUGUGGCGGCUGUUCAGCAACCUGGAACCGACUUCCCCACUGCGGUACCACGUCUACUACCAUCUGGUUCAGGUGGCCAAGCGUGCCGACCAGGUCAAAGAGGUCUUCUCCGGCGUUGAUCAGCUGAAGUCCCAAUUCAGCCAGUGCCCUCCGUCGAACGAACAGAUGCAGAAGUUGUACCGGCUGUUGCAUGACGUCCUGAAGGACACCAACAGCGAGUUGGCUUCGAAGGUGAUGAUCGAACUGUUGGGAACCUACACGGCCGAAAAUGCUUCCUAUGCCCGCGAAGAUGCCAUGAAGUGCAUCGUGACGGCGCUGGCCGAUCCCAACACCUUCCUGUUGGAUCCGCUUCUGUCGUUGAAACCGGUGCGGUUCCUGGAAGGGGAACUGAUCCACGACUUGCUCUCGGUAUUCGUGUCGGAAAAGCUGCCCAGCUAUCUGCAGUUCUACAAGAACCACAAGGAGUUUGUCAACUCUCAGGGACUCAACCACGAGCAGAACAUCAAGAAGAUGCGUCUCCUGUCGUUCAUGCAGCUGGCCGAGAGCAACCCCGAGAUGACCUUCCAGCAGUUGCAGGACGAGCUGCAGAUCGGUGAGAACGAGGUGGAGCCCUUCAUUAUCGAGGUGCUGAAAACGAAGCUGGUGCGCGCCCGGAUGGACCAGAAGGCUCGCAAAGUGCACAUCUCCAGCACCAUGCACCGGACGUUCGGUCGGCCGCAGUGGCAACAGUUGCGUGAUUUGCUGCACGCGUGGAAAGCUAACCUGACGCUGGUUCAGGAAAACAUGAAAUCCGUCUCCGAAGCGCAAAUUGAACUGGCGCACAAGCAGUAAAGGGAGUGAUUGGAUAGCGAUUGUUCAUAAAACAGCAGCAUAUUAACAAGUGAAAUAGACUUUAUACAUUUAAACUGAACUAAUUGGAGGAGAACAACAGUGAACUAAUUGUUGUGAGAAUCAAGUGACUACUCCCGCCCAGCCUAUCUCUGCCAUUUGCCAUCAGAUUGUCCCGGUGGCGAAGACGAGUUGAAAGUGUAAUUUUUCCCUAGUUUUUGAGCGGGCGGGAGCUUCGGGAGUGCGCGAGUGUUAAAACAAAAACCCAAACUAAAGGGAGGACUACUAGCAAAAAAGGGGGCAGGACACCGACGUAUCUAGCGAGGCCUUCGGGUCUUGGUCUAGAUCGAGAGUGAUCCUGUGACGACCGGGGGUGUGUGUGGGGGAAGGGCGUUUCGUUCAAUACAUUAAUCAGCAUCGUAUAGCGUAGCAGACGAGGGAAGUUAGCGAUAAGCUUGUAUCGAUUACAAUUUUCAUAAGUAAUAUAUACAAUUUUAAAGUAUGAACGAAACCAACAGAAUA
Messenger RNA from Aedes aegypti (yellow fever mosquito), 1794 nucleotides. It is a transcript of the gene eIF3m, whose product is annotated as eukaryotic translation initiation factor 3 subunit M. The record is from RefSeq and is a predicted model, not a curated record. Gene Ontology annotation, cellular component: eukaryotic translation initiation factor 3 complex; cytoplasm. Gene Ontology annotation, molecular function: translation initiation factor activity. NCBI's taxonomy places the organism in Eukaryota, Metazoa, Arthropoda, Insecta, Diptera, Culicidae. The coding region runs from base 115 to 1275 and encodes 386 amino acids. Gene Ontology annotation, biological process: cytoplasmic translational initiation. The transcript has 4 exons.